AUGAUAGUACACCGGACCCCAGGUCUAGGUAGCAACACUGCAGAACUGGGAGUUGAAGAUGUUAUUUGUUUAAUUGUCAGGAGAACAGCAAUUCCAUCUGAAAUUUCUCAAAAAUAUGUCAGAAGAGAACCAUUGUCAGUGGAGCGGAGGAAUCUUCCAUGCAACAUCACUACAGUAGAGGAGCUAUCACAGCUAUCUGCUCAAGUACAAGGGCAUUUUUUUUUCAAGAAUGUGUACAUUUGUGAAAAAAUCCAUGGAACCCAGGUGAUAAUAUGUUCUUUUUUUGCUUCUACAGAGAGGAUGAAACCUUCCUACUACCAUAGUUUUGGUGCAAUGACAAGAAACUAUAUAAUCUAUGAACAAUCUCUGAAGAUGUACCUGGGAAAGAUUACCACUUCUGAAAUUCGGGAAAAGGCCUGAAUUUCUGGAAAAGGGUUUUCAUAUGGAAUAAGCUGGAAACCCCAUUUUAGUACGUUUCAUGUUGUGGAUAAGCACACUAGGCAGCUUCUUUCUGGUAUAUAUCAUGGCAAGCCUUUUGUUACUUUUCAUCAAAUCAAUGCCUUUGAAGACCUAGACUGUAUUGUACUUGAUUUGUACUAUAAAGAUGAUGAAAAAAGCAUAGACAUUUAUAAACUACAGAAUCUCAGGGAAACUAGGGAACAACUUGGUGAGGUCUAUAAUUCAUUAGCCAGAUCUUUCCCUCCAAGAUUUGUGUUGUCUUUAAAUAUUGGUCUGAAUGCCCCUGAGGGAGAAAACCUCAUGUUACUGUCCUAUUCUGCAGCCAGUGCUGUGAAGCAGGCUGAUGGAAUGGUGUGGUGUUCUUAUAAAAAUCUACAUCCUGAGGAGCUACAGAAAGAGGGAGGUAUUGAAUUUCCUCAGAUCAAUUAUGAUCAAUUCAAUGAAAAGUAUAAUUUAUUCUAUGACUAUGACUUUCAGCAUUUGGUGGGGGAUUCUCUGAUCAAGGUUGAUGUUGUGCAUAAGACACUGAAAAUAAUGGAAGUUUGGAGAAAAGAUGGCUUCUAUCUCUCCAAACUGGUUUUUGUUCUACCUGGAUCCAGUGAGGAAGGGGGUGUUAUUCUUUCUGUUGUAAUUACUCCCAAUCACAUAACUUUCAGCUUUGUGGUCCAAGACUUCCUUUUCAGUCAUUCGAUGAAAAGAACUUUUGAAGAACUGGGCUGAGCAGAGGUAUCAGUACAAAUGCCAUAUGGCCUUGGCACCUUUAGCAUUCAAGCACCAACCAGCUUCCGGGUGUGCCGCCUCCAGGCCGACAGGGGGCGCUCGCUCGGCGCCUAG
Molecule: messenger RNA, 1293 nt
Organism: Suncus etruscus (white-toothed pygmy shrew)
Lineage: Eukaryota; Metazoa; Chordata; Mammalia; Eulipotyphla; Soricidae
Gene: BCO2
Product: beta-carotene oxygenase 2
Biological process (GO): carotene catabolic process; retinal metabolic process
Cellular component (GO): mitochondrion
Molecular function (GO): carotenoid dioxygenase activity; beta-carotene 15,15'-dioxygenase activity
Source: RefSeq, a predicted model, not a curated record